Portunus trituberculatus (swimming crab) is the source of this 3342-nucleotide messenger RNA. Its product is annotated as myoneurin-like. The record is from RefSeq and is a predicted model, not a curated record. Gene Ontology annotation, biological process: regulation of transcription by RNA polymerase II. Lineage: Eukaryota; Metazoa; Arthropoda; Malacostraca; Decapoda; Portunidae. Gene Ontology annotation, molecular function: DNA-binding transcription factor activity, RNA polymerase II-specific; RNA polymerase II transcription regulatory region sequence-specific DNA binding. Gene Ontology annotation, cellular component: nucleus.
CCAAUCAGCGGCAGGAGGCGCCUCAGCCAGCCAUCAUUGUUUAGUGUUUACACUCCAGCCUGACUUACACCUUUUGAUAUGUUGCGGACUUAUUGCACGAGAUGAGUGAUGAGUGCAGGGUGAGUGUGGUGUGUGUUGAAGACCAGGAGAGUGGUAACCCUGCAAUUGCCGCUGCUGCUGCCACCACUGAUAGAACAACUUUUACCACUGGUGCUACUGUUGCUGCUGGUACUACUACUUUUGUUGCUUGUGUUGCCACUACCAGUGCUGAAGCAGGUGGCAGUAGUGAUGCAACCAUAGCAUCUGUAUAUGUGUGUCUGGUGUGUGACAAACAUGUGAAGGAGGCACCAGCGUCACACAUCCAGCAGCUCCUCCAUGGCUCAGGUUCCUCCACAUCUCACCCACUGCAGGCCCCACUGGCCCCCCUGCUGGAGGAGGCCAUCAAGACACCCUUGCAGGAGCUUGAGAUAGAGUCACAUCGCCUGUGUCGGCGUUGCUUCCGCCUGCUGGAGGAGCUGGACGGACUGAGGCAGAGGUCUGAGGUGAUCAAAAACUCCCUCUCAAGCUGGUACAACAAGUCCCUGCUAAGACGUCUGAACCUACAAAAUGCUGAGGAUGUCAUUCUAAAAUCUGUGGAACCUGAAAGUGGAAGCUCAGCAACAAACAGCCAAAUCAAGAAUGUUGCUGAACCAAGCAUCUGUCUUAAGGAGGAGGCGAUGUCAGAUGAAGAUACGGAAAAUGUGUUCCGAUUCAAGGAAGAAGAGGAGGAGGAAGAGUUGAGGCCGGAGGACCAGGGUAUCCGGCCUGACGACCCAGAGUUCAAUCCAGCCUAUGAUAAUGCCUGGCUAGUGGGCUGGGGCAGUAGAGGGCGAGGCAGGGGCCGUGGCCGGGCAAGAGGAAGGGGUCGUGGAAGAGGCAGGGGAAGGAGAAAGGGAAGGGGCAGAGGUCCUGGAAGGCCACCAAAAAAUGCCAAAGAUGUUUUACCACAGGCUGUGGCAGGAGAGUCACUUGGAGAGAAGUUGGGUGAACUGGUAACAAAGAUGUUAGAGGGAGAAGAGGAAGAGGAGGAAAAUGAACAAGUGUCUUCUAGAAGAGAAGAUGUACAUGAGAUCAAGAAUGAACAAGAGGAGAGAAAGGACAAGGAUGACCAGGAGGAUAGUGAAGAAAUUCCUUCUAAAGCCCUGCAGGUGUCUCGGCCGAGGGGGCCUGGCAAGAGAGUGCCUGUCCUCUCUGAAAAGAUGCGCCUUAGUUUGGCUGAGAUCUCAAAGAGAAACCGUACAGCUACUCCUGACAGCUCAUGUACUGCCAGGAGGAUCACACCCCCAGGGGAAGAGGAGGAGGAGGGCAAGCCACAGCCCAAGAGACAAUACCGUAAGCGUCCCCGCAUCAUCCACUUGUGUAAGUUCUGCAUGAAGGUGUGCCCAACGGGGGAACAACUUAAGGAACACCAGCGCUCACACCGUACCAUCGAGUGCCAGUUCUGUGGCAAGGUACUAGCAAGAAUUGGUGCCUGGGAGAACCACCUACGUGACUUCCAUAAUGUUGAGAUACAGGUGCCUGGCAGUGAGGAUGCCCUGGGCCGUCCUAGAGAAGAAGUGACUUGCAGAGAGUGUGGCAAACAUUUCUCUUCUAAAUCAGCCCUGGCAUACCAUGCCAAGCUGCAUGCUGGCAAUACCUAUGCAUGUGACCACUGUGGCAAAGUUUUCCAUCACCCCAGCAACCUGCGCACUCAUCGCUUGCGCCACGAGGCAAAGAGCCAUGCAUGUUCCAAGUGUGGGAAACGCUUCCACACUAACUUUGCUUUACUGAUGCACGACAAUCAGACACAUCGCCUUGCCCGCUCCUGGCGGUGCAGCCUCUGCUCUAAGGCCUUCACUCGCUGUGCUGCCUUCAGGGAACAUGUACGCAUACACACUGGGGAGAAACCCUUUGAGUGUAGUGCAUGUGGCGUGCGUUUCAGGAAGAUUCACCACUUGAAAGCACAUGCUCGCCAACAUGGCCCCAGGGCAGGUCGUGGUGGCCCUUUGCGCUGCCUCUGCCCUGAUGCACUUUUCCUGCACCGUCUAUCUUAUGAAAGACACAGAAAAUACAAACACCCAGAAAUGACCCGUGGGGUGCCUCUGCUAGCUUCACCCAACCCUGACACACCAGACACAGACUCGGGGUUACAACGACAGUAUGUGUUGGCUGAGGGACGGGGCGACACAACAGCUAAUGAAGAAUACCUAGUAGGAGUGGAAGGUAUACAAAUGGUACAAGUGGAUGAUGGAGGGAUGGGUCUGGGUGGACAGGGUGGCCAGUGCAUUAUUGUUCUCUCUGAGGCCGACUCUGAUGUUAGAACAGGUGAGCCAUCUUUACACCACAGCACCACCACCACCUCCACCACUACUACCACCACCACCACCACCACCACCACCACCACUACUACCACCACAAUGGAGUUACUUCUAAAGCAGGAAGUAGAGGAGGAGGAUGAAUACAGAGACAGGAUAGGUGGACAUUUCCCAUCAACCGAAUUAGUAUCAGUGCCUGAACACAUACAGCUAGAAGGGUCUAUUACCCCUAACCACCUUCAGCAACUAUCAGUGGCUGGACUAGAAAGUGGACAGUUCCAGGUGGAACUAGAUGGAGAAACCUUUGACGUCUAUACAGUGCCAUCAGAGUAGUGUCAGAUCGUUAAUGCAUAUGAAUCUCAAUAUACAAGUGGGUUAUGCUCUUUGACUUGUCAUGAAUGAAAGCAUGUAAUUCAGGAACAACUGUAGAUUUUUAUAUUGGAUAUUUUCAAGUGAUUUUCAUUUAUUAACUCAUUUCUAUUAACAAAUGAAUUUUUUUGCAUUGAGGUCAGGGUAAAAGGCAAAUUUAUUUCAUUUGUGUAAAAGUAAAUUCUUGUCAAAAAUUUUUUAAAUGAAAUUGAUCUGUAAAGCUUACAAUCCUUCUGUGGGGGUUAUUCCUGUGAUGUGUCCUUCCUUAGUUAAGUUAUUGAUACUUAGAUGCCAUAUAUCCAUAAUGGAGUGGCUGCGAUAAGAUUCUCUAUAGAAAUUGGGAUUGUUAUUGUGACAACAGAAAGUUCAGGUAAGAGGGAGCUUCAUCAUGGUUUAAUUAAUGACUGGUUGGGUGAAGGGGAUUUUCUGGUGUAAAUCUUUCCCUCAUAAGCUGCAUUGUCCUGUUGUCAACAAAAGCAGCUGUGACAAAUGUUAUUUCUCUCUUAAACGCAAUAUUUACUAAUCAUGAAACCAUAUGCACUUGUUCAGGAUAUGCUUUUUAAUAUGAAAAUAAAGAUCUCUGUUUAUAAAAUUUUCACCUUUUUUUAGAAAUAAAUACUUAUAUUUAUGCAAAGAUUAA